GUUUACAUUUAAUUUGUUAACUGAAUCAUUUUCUAAAGUAUAUGGGAAAAAUGAACAUUCGAACAAAUAUUUUUCCAAAAUGUGUAAGAGAUGCUUUUGUUACUGGUUUUUUAUUUGUUAUAAUGCCAGUGGUUUACUACUUUGAAAUGUUUGUGGUUUUACCUAAAUAUUAUAAACAGUGGAGUGUUUGGUACAAUUUUCAUUUUGUUAUUGGGACUAUUAUUUUGUUUAAUAUAUGUUCAAAUUUGAUUGCAAUAAUAAUGUGUGAUACUAGCAUAAAAGGACGAGUUUUACCAACCGACUUGAAACCAGAUUGGAGGUUCUGUUCUGUAUGUGAAUCUGUAGCUCCUCCAAGAUCAUGGCAUUGUGAAGUAUGUAAAGUCUGUAUUCUUAAGCGAGAUCACCAUUGCAUGUUUACUAGUUGCUGUAUAGGUUUUGAAAACCAUCGCUACUUUUUGAUAUUUGUAUUUUAUAUGCUGAUAGCAACUUUAUAUGCAUCUUAUUACAAUAUGAAAUUUAUAAAAAAUUUUGUAACAUUUGAUUUUUCUUGGACGUCCAUAUUUAAGAUAGUUUUUCCACUGGCCACUUUAUUUAUGGAAUGGACCCAAAAUCAAUUAUUCAUUUUUCUGAUUUUAAUAGUUUUUUUUGGGGCUGGUUUCAGUGGCGCAUUAUUAUAUUUUCAUAUCGAUUUAAUGUUGAGAAGUGUUGUAACUUAUGAACGUAACACUGUUAGUAAAUAUGACAAAGGUAAAUUAGAAAAUAUUAAGCUUGUUUUAGGUGAUAAAUGGUAUUUAGUUUGGUUGUCACCUUGGAUAAAAAGUAAAUUGACAUGUGAUGGUAUUAAUUGGGACAAAAUGUUAUCUUUAAAAGAGAAGUAAUAAAGAUUGUAGAUACAUGAAGACACAUUUAGUUUGUUAGUAACCAUCAUAUUUAGUAAUAGUUCAGUAUUCACCUUAAUAGUUGUUAAUUAUUGUACAAAUUUUGAUGUGCAUUGAAUCAGUAAAUAUUUUAGAUAUUUGUAGUUUUUAUACUUGGAGGUUUCCACAAUUCCAUGAAUCUGUGAAAACAUAUUAAUUACUAUUUGGAGUGCAAAACCAUUGUAGUACAUAUCAAUUUAGGAAAAAAAUGUUCAAAUUUCAUUGUUAGUUU
Molecule: messenger RNA, 1149 nt
Organism: Diorhabda carinulata
Lineage: Eukaryota; Metazoa; Arthropoda; Insecta; Coleoptera; Chrysomelidae
Product: probable palmitoyltransferase ZDHHC24
Exons: 1
Coding region: 42-878 (278 amino acids)
Molecular function (GO): palmitoyltransferase activity
Source: RefSeq, a predicted model, not a curated record